Babesia microti strain RI is the source of this 525-nucleotide messenger RNA. RefSeq names its product large subunit ribosomal protein L11e. NCBI's taxonomy places the organism in Eukaryota, Apicomplexa, Aconoidasida, Piroplasmida, Babesiidae. The transcript has 3 exons. The coding region runs from base 1 to 525 and encodes 174 amino acids. Gene Ontology annotation, biological process: translation. Gene Ontology annotation, cellular component: ribosome; cytosolic large ribosomal subunit. The record is from RefSeq and is a predicted model, not a curated record. Gene Ontology annotation, molecular function: structural constituent of ribosome; RNA binding.
AUGGUUAAUAAGGAAGAGAAUCCUAUGCGCGAUAUACGCGUUAAAAAACUUGUCCUCAACAUAGGUGUCGGUGAAUCUGGCGAUAGACUUACUAGAGCUGGAAAAGUGCUGGAACAGCUAACGGAUCAAAGGCCUGUUUUUUCCAAAUGUCGACUUACCAUUCGUUCUUUUGGAGUGAGGAGGAAUGAAAAGAUUGCUUGUCACGUGACAGUUAGGGGCAAGAAAGCAAUGGACAUUCUAGAGCGUGGAUUGAAGGUUAAAGAAUAUGAGUUGAAAAGGAAGAACUUUUCGGAUACUGGAAACUUUGGCUUUGGAAUCCAAGAACAUAUAGAUUUGGGGUUGAAGUAUGAUCCGUCAACGGGUAUUUAUGGAAUGGAUUUUUACGUACAAUUGGCUAGACCUGGAUAUCGCGUUUGCAAGAGGAGGAAGUGUAAGAGUAAGAUUGGAGCUUCUCACAAGAUUACCAAGGAAGACGCCAUGGAAUGGUUUAAGAAGACAUAUGAUGGAAUAAUCUUCAAUAACUAA